AUGCUAAAGCUCCAUAAACCUCACACUAGUGCUGGGUGGCAACUUGUCCGCAGUACCAGCACCGUAACCAUCAUGGCACUCAAGAAAUCUGUUUCAGCAGCAAAGUCGCCUACUCACUCAAUUGAAAAGAAAGUCGCUCAGGAAUCCGUCUCCAUCUCUCUCAAGACUGGGUUCACUUACUCAUUCAAGUAUGCAGACUGUGUCACCGAGAUCAUUUCAAUCCCCCGUCAGGAUGAUGAGGCAGACGACGAUGACUGUCUAAGGCCGGAUAUCAACCAAAUUGUGAAGCAAGGGCUCACUUCUUCCGAGUCUCCCGUUGCUCCCAGGGCUCGCUCCUACUCCUACUUUACCAACCUGAAUGAAACAUAUAUCUACCUCAAGAUAGAGACCGACAAGAACAUCUUCUACCAAGUCCCGAUUCCACAAGUGGCGUCUGCGGAGGAGGUGACAGAAGACUUCUACGAGACGGAAAAGUGGUGGUUUCAACUCGUUUCCGAAAUGUAUCCCGACGGCUACGACAAAGACGGAAGACCAGCAGAUCACAGGCUCAACCCCAAGACCCGCGAGUACAAGUACAACUUCACGUUGCUCGACAGUUUCGGCUCGGAGACGGAUGUGGACAGAGACGUAUUUGACAGCUACUUUCCCGAGUGCAAGCGAAUGGUAUGCUAUCGUAAUGAGCACAGGCUCAAGAUAUGGGGGUCUUACGAGGCUGUUCGAGAUCUGGCGUGGUAUCUCAGUGGAAACGAGCCUGUCGGCGAAGGCUUGGACUCCCUAGGAGACUUGAUUCUCAUUUCAGAGGAAUACAAGGGUCUGUAUUUGAAGCACUGGUGUAUCAGGAGGAUCCUGUCUACGCAAUGGAGUGAUAUUUCUCUGCAGAGUGCAGCAGGGCUCUAUGAGAGACUAUCGGAGACUGAUUGUGAGGAGAUGAAACAACUCAAGCCUCUGUUGUUUAGACUGAUCCAGCAAAAGAUGAUGUCUCUAGACAGGACCAAAUGGAGCCCUCCUCAGAUUCUCGCAGCAGAAGUAGGUCCUGAGUGGACUUGUCUUCCAGGUUCAGGUUUAACCACAUUGUAA
Molecule: messenger RNA, 1077 nt
Organism: Yarrowia lipolytica CLIB122
Lineage: Eukaryota; Fungi; Ascomycota; Dipodascomycetes; Dipodascales
Source: RefSeq, a predicted model, not a curated record